AUGCAACGCCUUUGCUACUACCCGACCCCAGGCGUCUCGUUCAAACUAUACCACGUCCUCGACCGCUUCCACGACUCUGCCACCCGCUGGUCCCCCAUCACGGGCCUCGCAGCCGAAGACACUUCCACAACCCCCGACAACGAGAAAGACUUGGUUCAGAGCAUCUUCGACUAUUUCUGCAACAACCUCGAUCGCCCAAACCCUACCCCUUACGUACCCGUCGUUCUCCGCCAACAUGUGGACAUCGAGGCUUUGAAGCAGCGCGUCGGCGAAAAGAUCCUCGUGCUCGAGAUCGAUGUGGAGAAAAUGAUGCCAGGGGCACGGAUUUAUCCUGUCCGCGAUAUCGUUACGGGAUUCAAUCUUGAGUGGCCGGGCGGUGCGAGGGCGGAGUGGUUGAAGACGUAUUUGAUUCUGCAUCGGGUGCCGAAGGAGGCUAUUACCGUUUUCACGCCUGAUGGAUUGGUGGAGAAAGGCUCGACGGUGGAGCCUAAGCGGUGUUUAGAACGGGAAGUCAGGUGUCAGAAAGAUAAGGCGAUUGAGGAUAAGACUUUUGGCGCACUUCGAGCUCAUCAGGCUGCAGAAGCUCAGGCUGCAGAAGCUCAGGCUGCAGAAGCUCAGGCUGCAGAAGCUCAGGCUACAGGAGCUCAAGCUUUGAGCCCAGUUCAGGAUGUUGGAAGUAGCGAACGGAUCGAAGGAAAACGUCAGCCAUUCUUCAGCCGCUUGUUCAAGGGAAGGAGGCGAUGA
Messenger RNA from Letharia lupina, 744 nucleotides. RefSeq lists its product as uncharacterized. The transcript is spliced from 2 exons. Lineage: Eukaryota; Fungi; Ascomycota; Lecanoromycetes; Lecanorales; Parmeliaceae. Bases 1 to 744 code for a protein of 247 amino acids. The record is from RefSeq and is a predicted model, not a curated record.